Molecule: messenger RNA, 1656 nt
Organism: Galeopterus variegatus (Sunda flying lemur)
Lineage: Eukaryota; Metazoa; Chordata; Mammalia; Dermoptera; Cynocephalidae
Gene: NLE1
Product: notchless homolog 1 (Drosophila)
Exons: 13
Coding region: 1-1551 (516 amino acids)
Biological process (GO): Notch signaling pathway; ribosomal large subunit assembly
Cellular component (GO): nucleolus
Molecular function (GO): protein binding
Source: RefSeq, a predicted model, not a curated record
AUGGCGGCGGUGGCGGCGGUGGGUGUGCGUGGAUGGGGCGGGGGCGUCACCGCUGGGCGCUCGGGCCCGGGUGCCCGCGGCCGGAGGGAGGCGAACCGCUUGUUCGCGCAGGAGGCGGCGGCGGCGAGCGACGUCCAGCGGCUGCUAGUGCAGUUCCAGGAUGAGGGCGGGCAGCUGCUGGGCUCCCCGUUCGACGUGCCCGUGGAUAUCACCCCGGACAGGCUGCAGCUCGUGUGCAACGCGCUGCUGGCCCAGGAGGAUCCUCUGCCAUUGGCUUUCUAUGUCCACGAUGCUGAGAUCGUCUCCUCACUGGGGAAGACGCUGGAGUCCCAGGCAGUGGAGACAGAGAAGGUCCUAGACAUCAUCUACCAGCCACAGGCUAUCUUUAGGGUCCGGGGUGUGACCCGCUGCACCAGCUCAUUGGAGGGUCACAGCGAGGCCGUCAUUUCUGUGGCCUUCAGCCCCACGGGAAAGUACCUGGCCAGUGGCUCUGGAGACACCACUGUGCGCUUCUGGGAUCUCAGCACGGAGACACCGCAUUUCACAUGCAAGGGACACAGACACUGGGUCCUUAGCAUAUCCUGGUCCCCAGAUGGCAAAAAAUUGGCCUCAGGCUGCAAGAAUGGCCAGAUUCUCUUGUGGGACCCAAGCACAGGGAGGCAGGUGGGCAGGACCCUCGCCGGCCACAGCAAGUGGAUCACGGGCCUGAGCUGGGAGCCCCUCCAUGCGAAUCCUGAGUGCCGCUAUGUGGCCAGCAGCUCCAAGGAUGGCUGUGUACGGGUCUGGGACACAACUGCAGGCCGCUGUGAGCGCAUCCUCACCGGGCACACCCAGUCGGUCACCUGUCUACGGUGGGGAGGGGAUGGGCUUCUCUACUCCGCCUCCCAGGAUCGCACCAUCAAAGUCUGGAGGGCUCAUGAUGGUGUGCUGUGCCGGACUCUGCAAGGCCAUGGCCACUGGGUGAACACUAUGGCCCUCAGCACUGACUACGCCCUGCGCACAGGAGCCUUCGAGCCCGCCGAGGCCUCAGUUAAUGCACAAGACCUCCAAGGGUCCAUGCAGGAGUUGAAGGAGAGGGCACUGAGCCGAUACAACCUCGUGCGGGGCCAGGGCCCAGAGAGGCUGGUGUCUGGCUCGGAUGACUUCACCUUAUUCCUAUGGUCCCCAGCAGAGGACAAGAAACCCCUAGCGCGGAUGACGGGACACCAGGCCCUCAUCAACCAGGUGCUCUUCUCUCCUGACUCCCGCAUCGUGGCCAGUGCCUCCUUUGACAAGUCCAUCAAGCUGUGGGAUGGCAGGACGGGCAAGUACCUGGCUUCCCUGCGUGGCCAUGUGGCUGCUGUGUACCAGAUUGCGUGGUCAGCUGACAGCCGGCUGCUGGUCAGCGGCAGCAGUGACAGCACACUGAAGGUGUGGGAUGUGAAGGCCCAGAAGCUGGCCACAGACCUGCCCGGCCAUGCAGAUGAGGUAUAUGCUGUCGACUGGAGUCCAGACGGCCAGGGAGUGGCAAGUGGCGGGAAGGACAAAUGCCUCCGGAUAUGGAGGAGAUGAGAAGUCCUACAGUUCUCUGACCCUCAGCUGGACUGAGCCUCUGCUCCUGCCUGCCCUCCAGAGAAUAAAGGCCGGGGUGGCAGUGCCCACAUCCUCCUCACAGUU